CACACACACACACGCGGGACGCAUAUACAACUUUCGUUUCUUGGUGACUUGAUCCACAUUUUACGCGUCUCCGAAAAAGAAAAAACCCCUAAGUCGGGGAAGUCGGGCGCAUGGAGUUGUAAUUUCCGUCAUAACCCGGGACGGACUGGUAGGACGACGUGCCUUUUCGCGUGGUUUAACCAGAAGGACACCCGCAGGGUUUUUUUUUUUUUGGCUGCUUAACGUGAUCUGUAGUUGGACCUUUGGAUUUUGGCUUUCUUGCUUCCUUUAACUUCCCGAGAUCAGCACAGAUUGUUUCUUUCUCCCUCUGUGUGUGUGUGUGUGUCUCAUGUCUGUGCUGAUUGUGUCCUGGCACCAUGUCACCCGGAGCGGAGAAAAGACUCGAGAAUCAGCUCAGAAUGCUGGAGUCCAUGAUCAGGGACCAGCGAUCAGCACUCAACUUGGAGAGUUUGUUGGAUUCUAUAAAUGCCUUGUCCCUUGACCUGAAUCACCCUGCGCUGCGGAAGAACAAAAAUGUUGAUGUCUUCCUAAACAGAUAUGAGAAGGCUGUAACCCGUCUGAGGGAGCUGCAGAUACGACCGGCUGAUUUCGAGCGAAUCAAACUAAUCGGCAAAGGAGCCUAUGGAGCGGUGCAACUGGUGCGGCACAAGAUCUCUAAAAAAGUGUAUGCCAUGAAGAAGCUGAGCAAGUUUGAGAUGCUCAAGCGCUCAGACUCUGCCUUCUUCUGGGAGGAGCGUGACAUCAUGGCAUUUUCAAACAGCCCCUGGAUAGUGCAGUUGUUCUGUUCAUUUCAAGACGAGCGCCACCUCUAUUUGGUGAUGGAGUUCAUGGCAGGUGGAGAUCUGGUGACCCUUACUAUGAAUUACGACAUGCCUGAGGAAUGGGCUCGCUUCUACACAGCUGAAGUGGUGCUGGCUCUGGAUGCCAUCCACUCCAUGGGCUUCAUCCACAGAGACAUCAAACCUGAAAACAUGCUGCUGGACGCCAACGGUCACCUCAAACUCGCCGACUUCGGCACAUGCAUGAAGAUGGACAAGUCUGGGAUGGUUCACUGCGACACAGCCGUAGGGACUCCAGAUUACAUUUCUCCGGAGGUGCUGAUGUCACAGGGACGGACCGGUCAUUAUGGACGCGAGUGUGAUUGGUGGUCUGUGGGAGUGUUUAUUUAUGAGUUGCUGAAUGGUGAGACUCCAUUUUAUGCCGAGUCACUGGUGGGAACUUAUGGCAAGAUCAUGGAUCACAAAAACAGCCUGACCUUCCCAGAUGAUAUGGAAAUUUCUAAAGAAGCCAAAGACCUAAUCUGUGCCUUUUUGAGUGACAGGGAGGUGAGGCUUGGCCGCACAGGAGUGGAGGAAAUCAAACGUCACCCCUUCUUUAAGAACGACCAAUGGACCUUCGACACCAUACGAGACACCAUGGCUCCAGUGGUGCCUGAGUUGAGGAGUGAUAUUGACACGAGUAAUUUUGAUGACAUCGAGGAUGAGAAAGGGGACGUCGAGACUUUCCCAACUCCUCGUGCCUUUGUAGGCAACCAGCUACCUUUUGUCGGAUUUACCUACUUCAGGGAGGACCAGUUGAUGGACAAAAAGCUAAUAGAUGAAGAUGACCAGUGUAUCGAUGGUCUAACAGAAAAGGAGGAGAGUGACGAUGUACAAAAGAAGUUGAUUAAAAUAGAAGAGAAGUUCAAACAUGAGAUGCAAACUAAGAAUGACCUGGAACUCAAAUGCAGAAGCGCAAACGAGCGACUAGAUAAACUGUCCAAGGAGAUUGAGGAGGAGAUGAGUGCGAGGCAGCGAGCAGAAGAAGCCCUGAGGAAACUGGAGAGAGAGAAAGCCCUGCUGCAGCACCAGAACACAGAGAGCCUGAGGAAGGCUGAACUGGAGACGGAGCGAAAACGCGGCCUGGAAAGCGAAGUGAGCGGCUUGAAAGAGCAGCUGGCUGAGCUGAAGAAGAAGAGCGCCAACUCACAGAUCUCCACUGAGAAAAACAUCCAUCUAGAGAGACAGCUGGAGGAGGUGAACACUAAGCUGCAGGCCGAGGUGGAAGAAUCCGGCCGGGUGAAGAAAGCUCAGGCUGAGGCAGCGCGGCAGGCGCAGCAGCUGGAGCUCUUACUCAGGGAGCUGCAGGAAAGACUGGCCCAGCUAGAGGGUAGCCGAGUCAGCCUGGAGCAGGACAACCUCAGCCUGCAGAGUGCCCUGGAGACUGAAAAGAGGGAGCGCAGUCUCAGCUCUGAGACCAUCACUGAACUGCAAGCGCACGUCUCGGGUCUGGAGGAAGAGCAGAAGCUAACGAAGAACUUGCUCGCUAGGGCAGAGGGUGAGAAGAGACAGCUGCAGGAAGAGCUGACUGACUUGGAGAAGGUGAGGAGUCAGCAAGAGAUCGACUUUACUUUCAAGCUCAAAGCUGUUCAGCAGCGAUUAGAGCAGGAGGAAGAGGAGCACAACGCCGCUAAAACCAGACUCGCUGACCACAGCAAACUCAACCAGUCCAUCGAAGAGGCCAAGUCUGAAGUGUUGAGAGACAUGGAGCGUAAGCUACAGGACGAGCGGUCAGCUAAACAGCAGCUGGAGAGUAAGCUUAUGCAGCUGGAGAAACAUCAGUCGGUCCUGGAUUGUGAUUAUAAACAGGCACAGAAUGAGCUCCAAGAGCUGCGCUCCCACAAGAGCAAACUGACGGAAGAGGUGGAUUUGCUGACUGUGAAAGUGGAGCAGGAAACGCAGCGACGGAAUCUGUCCCAAGCUGACCUGAAGGCUCAGAGGCAGGAGGUCAACACGCUACGCUCCUCUGAGAAACAACUUAAACAAGAACUCAACCACCUGCUGGAGCUCAAACUCAGCAUGGAGAAACACAACCAGGAGCUACGCAGGGAGAGAGAAGUUGCUAAUGGACAUCUGAAGGAGUUAAAGGACCAGCUGGAGGCUGAACAGUAUUUCACAAAAUUAUAUAAGACCCAGAUACUAGAGCUGAAGGAAGAGUGCGAUGAAAAGACCAAACUCUACCAGGAUGUACAGCGGAGAUUGGAGGACCUGCAGGAAGAGAGGGACUCUCUGGCCGAACAGCUGGAGGUGAGCCUGACAAAGGCAGACUCUGAGCAAUUGGCACGCUCCAUUGCUGAAGAACAGUUCUCUGACCUGGAGAAAGAGAAGAUCAUGAAAGAGCUAGAGAUCAAAGACAUGAUUGCCAGACACCGGCAGGAACUCAGCGACAAGGACAACACCAUCAGCUCGCUAGAGGAAUCUAAUCGCACUUUGACUGUGGACGUAGCCAACCUGGCUAGUGAGAAAGAGGAGCUCAAUAACCAACUCAAAGAUCUUCAACAACAGCUGCAAAAGGCUAAACAGGAAGAGAGGCAGGUCAGCAUUAUGAAAAUGUCCUUUGAGAAGCAGCUUCAGUCUGAGCGAACGCUCAAGAUCCAGGCCGUUAACAAGCUAGCCGAGAUAAUGAACAAGAAGGAUGCGCCGCGGGGCGUCCACAAUGCCGACGACAGCACUCUGAGAAGAAAAGAGAAGGAGAACAGGAAGUUGCAGCUGGAGUUGCGCUCUGAGCGAGACAAGCUCAACAGUACCAUCAUCAAAUACCAGAAGGAGAUCAGUGAGAUGCAGGCCAUGAUAUCAGAAGAGUCGCAGAUGCGACUGGAACUUCAGAUGGCUGUAGACAGCAAGGACAGCGAUAUUGAGCGUCUGCGGAGUCAGAUCACUUCACUUAGCAUCCAUUCCUUAGACACAACUAGCAUCAGCAGUAUGGGCAAUGAGCAAGACAUUGAUGAGCCUUACCCAGUGCGCAUCACACAAACACAAACCUCAGAGUCCAUGUCGUUUUCAUACCAGCGAAGCUCCAAGCGGGUGUGUAUCGACACCCGGCCAAACCUCAACUGCCCCCUGUUCUCUUCUGAGUCUGAGGAAGAGGACGAUGAGGAACAGAGGGGUCAGCAUCAGCUGGCUUUGCCUUAUGAGAGGCCAAAGGACGUUGGGGCUGCAGAUACCAGUCUGGAGGGUUGGCUGUCUCUUCCAAGCAAAAACACCAAGAGGUUUGGAUGGGAUAGGAAGUAUGUGGUGAUGAGCAGCAAGAAGAUCCUGUUCUAUGACUCAGAGGAAGAACGUGACCAGGCCAAACCGUUUAUGAUACUGGACAUCGAUAAACUCUUCCAUGUACGGCCUGUGACACAAACAGAUGUGUACCGUGCGGAUAUCAGAGAGAUCCCUCGUAUUUUCCAGAUCCUCUAUGCAAACGAGGGCGAGAGUAAGAAUCAGGAACCAGGUGUGGAGCUUUCAGUUGCCGAGAGGUCAUCCUACAUUCCUCACAAAGGCCAUGAGCUUGUGCCCACACUCUACCACUUUCCUUCCAACUGUGACGCAUGUGCCCGACCCCUCUGGAACGUCUUCAAGCCCCCUCCAGCUCUGGAGUGCCGUCGCUGCCACGCCAAAUGCCACAAAGACCACCUAGACCUCAAGGAGGAAGUGCUUGCACCCUGCAAAGUGAACUUUGGCACGGCUAAAGAGCUGCUGCUGCUGGCCAGUUCCUCGUCUGAGCAGCAGAAGUGGAUCGGCCGUCUGCUCAAGAAAAUCCCGCGCAAGCCUCGUACUCAGAGUGGAUCACCUCCUGUAGAUCCUCCGCUCGGGUUGCUGCCAUCACCGCUUCCCUCACCACGUCUCUCUCCACGAAACUCGCCCAAACUCUCCUCUAGAGGAGCCAUGAGAGUGCACAGUAAAUCCCAACCACCCCCGAGCAAGCCCAGCACUGGCCCCAUGAUCCGAAUCAUUCUCCACUGACCUCUUCACCUUUCCCCUGUGGCGCUGUGUUUGUGUGUAUGGACACUAACCCUGAUGGAGAGCGGCUUGGACUCGCCAUAAUGUAGCAGAUGCUGCAGUACAACAGACAUUACAGAAAACCAAGGACAUGACAUAGGUGUUGUAGACACACUGUCUAUUAACACUCCGGAAGAUGUGACAUUUUAAAGCAAUAUCAUCACAGUGUGAAAGUCUUUUAAAGUAUUAAGACAUGUUACGUUCGGUUAUACAGUAUGUCUGCUCGAGUGGGUGUAUGUCUGUGUGUGUGUGUGUCUAUAAUUAGUCAUAUGUAACAAUGUAUUGGUUUGUUCACAUAUGAAGGAUUAAUGUAGGGGAGACACUCAUGCAGUUUGCUGUAAAAGCUACAUUUUUACCAUUUAAAAGUUAUUUAAUGCUUUAUAAAGAGCUGUGGUUUAUAUUUGAAAGAAGAUAAUUAGCAAAGCGUGAUCUCGUUGUGUUUUAAUGAUGCGUUCUACUGCACAGGUUUGCUUUGUGUUGUCGGUUUGUAACUGGAACUACGUACAGAUUAGAAAAUGCAAUGCGGUGGUCCAAACAAUAUUCUUUAUCCCAUUAUACAAAGGAAAAAAUGCCCACGGAAUAAACAGCUAAAUACCAGUAGGCAGAAUUUACUAGAAAAAAAUAAACAGUGGAAUUAU
Molecule: messenger RNA, 5443 nt
Organism: Clarias gariepinus (North African catfish)
Lineage: Eukaryota; Metazoa; Chordata; Actinopteri; Siluriformes; Clariidae
Product: rho-associated protein kinase 2-like
Exons: 34
Coding region: 357-4769 (1470 amino acids)
Biological process (GO): Rho protein signal transduction; embryonic morphogenesis; peptidyl-threonine phosphorylation
Cellular component (GO): cytoplasm; cytoskeleton
Molecular function (GO): small GTPase binding; ATP binding; Rho-dependent protein serine/threonine kinase activity
Source: RefSeq, a predicted model, not a curated record